Messenger RNA from Acytostelium subglobosum LB1, 1089 nucleotides. RefSeq lists its product as hypothetical. The coding region runs from base 1 to 1089 and encodes 362 amino acids. Lineage: Eukaryota; Evosea; Eumycetozoa; Acytosteliales; Acytosteliaceae. Gene Ontology annotation, molecular function: oxidoreductase activity. The transcript has 2 exons. The record is from RefSeq and is a predicted model, not a curated record.
AUGCUUGCUGCAACCAAAUGGUUUAUAAGGGGAUUGACAACAUAUACAAAGUCAUCAUUCGAGAAGAAGAGCACAAGAUUCAAUAGUGAUGACCUUCAAGCAAUAGAUUACAUCAAUACAUCUUUCGUUGUAACAGGUGCCAAUAGUGGCAUUGGUUACGCAACUGCUCUAGACCUUGCUCGAAAGGGAGGAAUUGUACAUAUGAUAUGUAGAAACAAAGAAAGAGGUGAAGAAGCAUUGGCGAGGAUUGUGGAGCAAAGUGGAAGUAAUAGGAUACAUCUACAUAUUUAUGACCUUGCCCUGCAGAGUGAGGUGGUUAGAAUGGCCAGACACUUUGUUGAUAGAGGUAUACGCAUCGAUGUGUUGAUACUCAAUGCUGGAGUAAUGAUGCCAAUGAGAUCGACUACAGUGGAAGGACAUGAAGUCACAUUCGCCACCAACCUGUUGUCACCAUACCUGGCAACGUCAUUGUUGUUAGAUCAUCUGCGCGACACUCACACCAACAACACGGCGAAUAAGGCGAGAGUGAUCUUUGUGUCGUCUGGAGGCGCACUCACACAGCGCAUGACCUCCGACUAUGAGUUUGUUAACAUGGCUGGACGUCGUUGGAACGCCGUCAACACCUACGCACAGACGAAGCGUGCGUUGAUCUAUCUGGCCGACCUAUUUGCCGAACGCUACAGCGAUUACAACACCAACUUCUACUCGAUGCAUCCUGGCUGGGUGGCAACGCCUCAGUUGGCAACUGCCAUGCCAACGUUUGCCGUGCUUACCAAGCGAAUCCAGCGCACACCUGAGCAGGGCGCCGACACUAUCAUCUGGCUGGCAGUCUCCCCCACUGUUGAAAGCGAGAGUGGUGGCUUCUACGAGGACAGGGAACUAACUGCCAAGCACCUGACCAAAGACACAGAGUCGACGCGCGAUGAGAUCAAUCAACUGUGGAGCUAUCUUGGAAAGUGCUUCCAGGAGGCAGAACAGCAGCCCAAGGACAAUGAUGGCGAGGCUGAUCAAGACGACCCCAAGGUCUCACAUCAACAAGAUGAGGAGCCAGCAGAGUUGGUCGAAGGCGAGACACAUCCAAAUCGAUGA